Molecule: messenger RNA, 2830 nt
Organism: Arvicanthis niloticus (Nile rat)
Lineage: Eukaryota; Metazoa; Chordata; Mammalia; Rodentia; Muridae
Gene: Trmt6
Product: tRNA methyltransferase 6 non-catalytic subunit
Biological process (GO): tRNA methylation
Cellular component (GO): tRNA (m1A) methyltransferase complex; nucleus
Source: RefSeq, a predicted model, not a curated record
GGAAAGCGGAAGCGGCGUGCAGCACGUGGGGGCGGUGCCGGCGGAGUCUCAGGUCCCUUCUGGUUGUGCCGGGCUCCUAGCGGCUGGAGCAAGAACGGAGGUUGAAGACUGCCUGGCUUCCAUGGAGGCAUCAGUAGCAGAGCAGCCGAGCUCACAGCCCCCGCAUCUCGGGGACCACUACAUCCAUGACGGCGACUUCGUGGUGCUGAAGCGAGAAGAUGUGUUCAAAGCAGUGCAAGUCCAGCGGAGAAAAAAAGUAACUUUUGAAAAACAGUGGUUCUACCUGGAUAACGCCAUUGGCCAUAGUUACGGCUCAACGUUUGAAGUGAGCAGUGGAGGAAGUCUUCAGCUCAGGAAGAAGCUGGAAGAGCCCACAUCAGAGACCAAAGAAGCGGGCACUGAUAAUCGAAAUAUAGUUGAUGAUGGAAAGUCCCAGAAACUUACUCAAGAUGACAUAAAAGCUCUGAAAGACAAGGGCAUUAAAGGAGAGGAAAUAGUUCAACAGCUAAUUGAAAAUAGUACAACAUUCCGAGACAAGACAGAGUUUGCCCAAGAUAAAUAUAUUAAAAAGAAGAAGAAAAAAUAUGAAGCCAUCGUUACUAUUUUGAAGCCGUCUACUCGUAUUCUUUCAAUUAUGUAUUAUGCAAGAGAACCUGGAAAAAUUAACCACAUGAGGUAUGAUACGCUAGCCCAGAUGUUGACAUUGGGAAAUAUCCGAGCUGGGAAUAAAAUGAUUGUCAUGGAAACGUGUUCAGGCUUGGUACUGGGUGCCAUGAUGGAACGAAUGGGGGGCUUUGGCUCCAUUAUUCAGCUGUACCCUGGAGAUGGACCAGUUCGGGCAGCAACAGCUUGCUUUGGAUUUCCCAAGUCUUUCCUCAGUGGUCUUCAUGAGUUCCCUCUCAACAAAGUAAACAGUCUCCUCAAUGGAACAUUCUCUGCUGAAAUGCUGUCCUCAGAGCCUAAAGACAGCACACCAGUUGAAGAAAGUAACGGUGAGCUUGAGGAAAAACAGAUAGCUGAACAGGCAGAUGAAGACAACAUUGCAGAUGCCCCAGAAAGCAACACGGGAGAACAGAGACCGAUGGAAAUUGUUCCUGGGGACCCAGAGAAUAAGGAGACUAAAGAAAAAAGAAGCAAAAGAGAUCAUAUUCAGGAAAAACAAAGGAGACAAGAAGAGCAGAGGAAAAGGCAUAUGGAGGCUGCUGCUCUGCUGAGAGAAAGAAAUGCAGAUGGUUUGAUUGUGGCUAGUCGUUUCCACCCCACUCCCCUGCUGCUGUCUUUGCUGGACUUUGUAGCCCCGUCAAGGCCGUUUGUGGUCUAUUGUCAGUAUAAAGAGCCUUUGUUGGAAUGCUACACAAAACUUCGGGAAAGAGGAGGAGUCAUUAACCUGAGGCUGUCUGAAACCUGGCUCAGAAAUUACCAGGUUCUGCCAGACCGGAGUCAUCCCAAAUUGUUGAUGAGUGGAGGUGGAGGGUACCUUCUGUCAGGAUUCACUGUUGUCUCAGACAGCCUUCGAGCAGACCCCAGCCUCAAGUCCUGCACAGGCACUUUAGACUCACACAAGCCUGAGGAGCCAGCAGCUAAAAAACAGAAAUGCAUGGAAUCUGCCUCUUUACUCUCAGGAGAUUAAUGUUUGCUCCAAGGCAUUCUGCAGCUGAUAAUUAAACUUUAAGAGUCAUCACUAAAGUUUUUUCCUUGUCCUAAGAGUAUCUGUGCACCUGUUCCUGGGAAGAAGUAGCCUUUCGUUUGCCUCUGAUGCAGAAGGAUCAGUCAGGGCUGCAACUCUGAUGGACGGUAAUGGACUGGUACAGCAGCUCUGGAUCACUGCAGACCCAGUACUUAAAGCAUCUGCAGAUACCUUGGGGAUGUCAACACCUGGAAACUGUUGAUGUGUAAGUCUUUGUUUAUAUUUUAAGCAAAGAUGAAUACUACGAACUAGCUAAAACCUGGUGAGCAAUGGAAGGGAAUUUCCUCUCACCCACUCUCUUUCUCCUAAGCAAUAUGGAUGUGUGAGCCUGUGAGAUUUACAGUACCAAAAAUGUCUACCCUGUGCCCUGCAAUGGAAGAAGCUUUCUUUUAGAUACUAGAUUUUGUUAUUUUAAUAGUCAACGGCCUGAGGAAGAUCCAGGUAUUUCUCUUCCUGCCUCUCCCCUUUUCAGUGCGUAGAACGGUCUGGUGGGUGCUCCUUUGCAGUGAAAGCUUCUCCUUUGUUCUGGAUGAAGUGAUUAGAACUUCUGUGUACUAUUAAACGAUUGGGUUUUUCCCUGUCUAGACACAGGCACACAGAAACGUAUGUCGGUGUUGGCAUAUGUACAUACAUAUAGAUGUAUCCAUAUGUCAGCAUGGACGGAAUGUACUCCCUGUGGUGGGAUAGAGAAUGAAUACAUGUUGAUUUGAACUGUGGUAAAGACUUGUGCGGGACAGCAGCUCUCGGUAUGUAGCUGUCACUCCUUGUCAAGUGUGUUUCAAGUGCCUUCUGGGGAUUUCUCACACUGGUUGUAUAGAUCUGCUGGCGUGAGGUGGGUGUCUUUAUCUGCUCUGAAAGAAGUAUAAUCAAAUUCCUUUACCAUCUCCAUUGUAAGGAAUAAAAAUGUCUAGAGUAAUUGAAGACUCUUGUCCCCUUGAGAGUCUUGUCUUAUGCAGUGGGACACGUGCAGUGUUCCUGUCAUCCUAGAAGCCUGGCCAGCGUGGGGCAUCUUGGAAGAAAACAGUUGCUUUCCUCAUAGCUUGUGCUGUUCUGAUAAAGGCCGCUGUGUUUACCAACUUUGCUUUUUAUUCCUUUGUCUCUAAACAGUUGCUUUUAAAGAAUAAAAUUUUCCUACUCUGAGCC